Messenger RNA from Aphis gossypii (cotton aphid), 4548 nucleotides. RefSeq lists its product as uncharacterized. The transcript is spliced from 7 exons. The coding region runs from base 1936 to 4548 and encodes 870 amino acids. The record is from RefSeq and is a predicted model, not a curated record. Lineage: Eukaryota; Metazoa; Arthropoda; Insecta; Hemiptera; Aphididae.
CGACGAUCUAAGAACCAAACACGGAUACAUUAUUCUAAAGACGAUAGUCAAACACUUUGUACGUUACCUGAGCAUCACUUUUCGGUUGUACUUGCGGAGCGAGUUGUCAAAAUUCCUCAUUUUCGUCGUGUGCGGCAUUGCAAGUCGACAAUGUUCAGUUUUGGCCAGUAGGUGAAUGGCCACAAUCAUAUAGUUUGGUACCAGGUGUUCAUCAACAUCAAUAUAUUAUUAGAGACAACCUUGGAUUUCUUUACUUUAAAAGUAAAAAAACAGAAGAAAAAGUGUACUUAAAAUGUGAAGAAAUCACAAGUAAAUGCCCAGAAACUGGAUCAAUUUCUUCUGAUACAAAUAAUAAACAUUUUCAACUGCGGAGGUUAUAUAACCAUGUAAUAUAUAUAGUAUAACCAUCAAAUAUAGAAAUGAGGAAACUCCGAAGUUCAAUUGGACAUUAAUGUGUUCAACAAAUUGCUCGGCCAUACUCAGCACGAUCUUCAUAUGUAGAAGCAAUUGUUAGCCACCAUAAAGGAGCUGAAAAUUAUACAUUUUUGCAAGCAGCUGAAAGGAUGCGGCAAAUACGAAAAUCAGUGUUCCCUCCAACACCGAAGAACCUGCAACAUUUUAAUCAUUUAUUACAAAUGAAUAGUAAUAAACAUUUCACUAUGUCGUUUCAAAAACAGCCAAGUUUAUUUUAUCAAGGUCCACUCAUAGUUGAUGGUUUAUUAGUCGGUGUACAAUUCUGUAACAAACAUCAUAUUGAGACAAUUCAAAACGAAUUACAUAAUGUUACAAUAUCUGGGUGUGACGGAACUUUUAAGACGGUUCCCAAAACAUUGGAUAACGAUUGCUAUCAAUUGUUCAUCUUUCAAGUGAUUCAUAGAAAUGCUUGUUGUUAAUUGGGAUUUGUGUGCUUUGUACGUGUUGUCGUUGAGGGCAACACUGUGUUUUUUGUUAAUCUUCGUGAUAACCGGCACUUACGGAGGUAUAAGGCGGUUAGCACUCGGGCUGUUCUUUUUUGACCAUCCUAGGAUGAGCGUCGACUAUCCGGUCUCUUGAUUUGUUUUAUGUAUCCACUGUGCACGACUCACAAGUCCGAGCCACCAUCACAGCUGUGUUGCAAUUAUUGUUAAUUUCUGUAUAAUUGUAAUCGAUAUCUUGUUUGUCCUCUGGUGAGUAUCGUUCGGAGACAACUUAGUGGCCUUAUUUUAAUUAUUUUUGCUCUGUAGGCAGCCAGCAACGACAUCAGUAUUAAUCUUCGCACACGUGGUUGGUGGAGGUUAUUGUUCAUUGUUCGUUCGGUGUUUGUUGAUAAAUAGUGAGUAUCAUAGUCUGACAGUCUAUUUGUCAUUAUUAUAAUUUAUAUUGUAUAAAUUAUUGGUUGUGCCGUUUAGGGCCAACACAUUUUUGUUAUAGCUAUAGAGUCUAUUUGUCAAUAUUAUUACUUAUAUUUAAUAAAUUAUUGGUUGUGCCGUUUAGGGCCAACACAUUGUUGUUAUCGCUAUAGAGUCUAUUUGUCAUUAUUAUUAUUUAUAUUGUAUAAAUUAUUGGUUGUGCCGUUUAGGGCCAACACAUUUUUGUUAUAGCUAUAAAGUCUAUUUGUUAAUGUUACUUUUUAUUAAAGAUUAUUUAAUUAUUUACAGCACAUUGUGUUUAUUAUUGUAAAACUAUUGCAACUGGUUCCCAAAGAAUUUUAAGUAUACAGUCCACCAUAUAGUCUAAUUUAUUGUAUUUAAAGUAGGGCAAAGAAAUUAAUUAUUCAUAAUAAUUAACCUUUUUAUCUACAUUUUUGGUCCGUCGACCCGGAUCGUUGCAUUUUGGCAACGUGUUGCGAUAGUUCAGUUGUUAGAAUUGUUAUUAUUAUUAUUAUUAUUACUAUUUUUUUUAUAUGUUAAAUAAGCACUUGGUGCAUUAGGUAUUCAAUUGUAAAAUUUGGUCAAAAUGGUUCUGGAUAGUGAAGAUGCCAAGCUGCGCUUGAUUGAAAGGAAGAUCAAAACGCUCAACAUCACGUUAGACAAUAUGAAGAUUUUUGUAUCCAAAUUCAAUUUGGAGGUCAACAAUCCUAAUCAAGUGGACAUUCGAUUAGAUGAGCUUGAGUCUAUGAUGCGGUCCUUUCUGUCGUUGCAGGAUGAGCUGGAGUUAUUAGUGGAUAAAAAAGAUGAGGACAGGGUAUCAGAAAGAUUACUUUUUCAAGAAAAAUGGUUUGAUGUAAAGGCUGCGCUCAAAGAACUGGGACAGCACAUUGAGAACCAAUCGGAUACUUCAGGUGUCAGCAGUAAGUCAACAGUCUUUAAAGGAGCCAACAAUUUUCCUCUGAGACUGCCAGCUAUAGUUGCUCCAACGUUUGAUGGAGAUUUGCAACAAUGGUCAUCAUUCAUUGACAGCUUUAAUGCAAUGUUUCACAACAACUCGGGAUUAGCUCCAGUGCAGAAAUUUCAUUAUUUAAAGUCUUCGUUAACUGGACCAGCUAGUGAUGUUGUGAAAACUAUUCCAAUUACAGACAACAACUACAAUCAAGCGUAUCAGAAAUUGGUUGAAAGAUAUGAGAAUCCUGGUUUAAUCAUACAAUCCCAUAUUAGAGCAUUGUUUGAUACACCCAAACUUCAAGAAGCUUCAGCAAGUCAGUUACACAAAUUGCAUCAUCAUGUUACCACUCAUGUUCGAGCCUUAGAAUCUCUGAAUCAACCAAUUUCAAGCUGGGAUGCGUGGCUAGUCACAUUGUUGUGUUGCCGUUUGGAUAGUGUCACAGUGUCUGAAUGGCAACUUAAGCAAACGACAAAAACAUUACCAACGUUUAAAGACUUUGAGAGUUUCUUGUCAAGUAGAGUCAUUGCAUAUGAAGCCGGAGAUACAGCUUGUGGCUCAAAUGACAAAAUGCUUAAAGGAAGACACCCAGGUCGAGGAGGAGAGCGCCGUACUCUGCUGUCUAAUGUUCCAAGUUCUCCGGAUCAAUGUCGUGUGUGCAACGGAAAUCAUAAAAUAUUUGCCUGUGACAAGUUUAAGCAGCUAUCUGUACAUGAUAGAAAAAAGAUAGUUAAUAAAUAUAAUUUAUGUUUCAAAUGCCUGUAUCCAGGUCAUUCAGUUCGAUCCUGUAAAUCUUCUUGGAAUUGUUCAAAAUGCAAUCGAUGGCAUAACACUUUGUUGCACGACAACGUUAGCAGUGACAAGACAGUGGAGAGAGUAGACCAAGUUUCAGCUGAAGAGCCAAAGGAAGGUGAUGCACUGUUGCAAGGUAGCACUUCAAGAACUGCUAUGUAUGUCAAUGCGAUGAAUAGUCAUGUGGUAUUGUCAACUGCUAUUGUUCACAUAACUUCAACUCAUAGGAAAUUAAUUUGUAGGGCAGUUCUUGAUUGUGGAUCACAAGUUAGCUUUGUAACAGAGGAAUGUGCAAAAAAAUUGUGCCUAACAUUUCAUAAGUCAGACAUGCAUGUUACAGGGAUUGGACAAACAAGCACCACAUCGACGUCUACGGCUUCAGUCAAUUUGCAUUCUCGAAUUGGAGAAUUCAAUACAAGAGUUGAUUUAUUUGUAUUACCAGUCAUAACGAGCAAUCUCCCUUCAUGUCAACUUAAUACUGCGACAUUGAAAAUUCCCAAUCAUGUCAAAAAGUCAUUAGCAGACCCUCAAUUCGACCAACCUGGACCAAUUGAUUUACUACUAGGGGCAGAUGUAUUUUUUGAAGUUCUGAAAGGCGAAAGGAUCGAAGUAUCUGAACAAGCAUCUGCUCAUUCUACUGCUCUAGGCUGGAUCAUUACUGGAAGGUUACAAGCAAACAUUGUGCAUCCGAGGGCAUCGACAUUAUUACAAACUACUUUGUCAAUGAAUCAUAGUUCAGCCUUGUCUCUAUUUAGUUCAAUUAAAGGUAAAAGGUAUCAAGAACAACUUGAAGCCGAGGAACAGUUCACAACAACAGUUCAAAGAAAUAGUGAAGGCAGGUUCAUAGUGAGACUUCCCCUUUCCAAAGGUCGUCAAGAAUUGGGAAAUUCGUUGAAUAUGGCUCGGACACGAUUCCUCAAUUUAGAACGACGGUUAUUGAAGAACCAAACGUUAGCCAAAAAUUACAAUGACUUUAUUCUUGAGUAUUUGUCCAUGGGGCAUAUGGAAAAAAUUGAGGAUCCUAGUGAAGAAGGUUGUUACUACUUACCCCAUCAUGCAGUAAUUAAACAAAAUAGUCUAACUACCAAGACACGAGUUGUGUUUGACGCGUCCGCCGACACUACGUCAGGUUUGUCAUUAAAUGACAUUCUGUUGUGCGGACCUACAGUACAAUGUGAUCUAUAUUCAAUCCUUCUGCGCUUUAGGACUCACUCUGUGGUUUUGACCGCGGAUGUGGAAAAGAUGUACCGUCAGGUAUUGGUUGCACCAGACGAUCAAGAUUUGCAACGCAUUUUAUAUCGGUCAAAUCCUCAAGAACCCUUAGCACAUUAUCGUUUGUGCACAGUGACUUAUGGUACUAAAUCUGCUCCAUUUUUAGCGACACGUUGUCUACUUCAAAUCAGUGAUAGUGUUGACGACGAGACAACUAAACGUGCCAUCAAGCAAGAUUUUAUGUAG